AUUGGAGCUGGAGUGAGCGCACCGCGGGAGGAGCCGCCACAGCCUCGGAGAUCCCGAGUGGAGGAGGUGACAGCUCCAUUGCCGGGUUUUUAUUUUUAUUUUUUCUCCGCCUCCCCGUCUCCUCCUCAGGCUCGGACCAUGGUGCAGUCCCACUGGCUCCCCUGCCCCCCUCUCCUGUGAGACUGGCUGCGGGGAGGGAUCAUGGAUACUUGUCUGCCGGCUUCUGGUUCCCACGCAAGUAAGCCUGCUGUCAAUGGAGGAGGACAUUGAUACCCGCAAAAUCAACAACAGUUUCCUGCGCGACCACAGCUAUGCGACCGAAGCUGACAUUAUCUCUACGGUAGAAUUCAACCACACGGGAGAAUUACUAGCGACAGGGGACAAGGGGGGUCGGGUUGUAAUAUUUCAACGAGAGCAGGAGAGCAAAAAUCAGGUUCAUCGUAGGGGUGAAUACAAUGUUUACAGCACGUUCCAGAGCCAUGAACCCGAGUUCGAUUACCUGAAGAGUUUGGAAAUAGAAGAAAAAAUCAAUAAAAUAAGAUGGCUCCCCCAGCAGAAUGCAGCCUACUUCCUUCUGUCUACUAACGAUAAAACUGUGAAGCUGUGGAAAGUCAGCGAGCGCGAUAAACGGCCGGAGGGUUACAACCUGAAAGAUGAGGAGGGCCGGCUGCGGGAUCCUGCCACCAUCACAACCUUGCGGGUGCCUGUCCUCAGACCCAUGGACCUGAUGGUGGAGGCCACCCCGCGAAGAGUAUUUGCCAACGCACACACAUAUCAUAUCAACUCCAUAUCAGUCAACAGCGACUAUGAAACCUACAUGUCAGCUGAUGACCUGAGGAUUAACCUAUGGAACUUUGAAAUAACCAAUCAAAGUUUUAACAUCGUGGACAUUAAGCCGGCCAACAUGGAGGAGCUCACGGAGGUGAUCACGGCGGCCGAGUUCCACCCCCAUCACUGCAACACCUUCGUGUACAGCAGCAGCAAAGGGACAAUCCGGCUGUGUGACAUGCGGGCGUCGGCCCUGUGUGACAGGCACACCAAAUUUUUUGAGGAGCCGGAAGAUCCAAGCAACCGGUCGUUUUUCUCUGAAAUUAUCUCUUCGAUUUCGGAUGUGAAGUUCAGCCACAGUGGGAGGUACAUCAUGACCAGGGACUAUCUGACCGUUAAAGUCUGGGAUCUCAACAUGGAAAACCGCCCCAUCGAGACUUACCAGAUCAACUUGCCAAACGGAUUGAAGGAAUUUAGGGAGGAGGCAAUAGUGGCAUGCAGGUGGAGAAGGCGGGAGGAUGGAGAGUCUGUGAGCACUCAGUUGCACCGUUUGCCUUUCAGCGUCAUCAUGACCGGCUCCUACAACAACUUCUUCAGGAUGUUUGACCGAAACACCAAGCGUGAUGUCACCCUGGAGGCCUCGAGGGAAAACAGCAAACCCCGGGCUAUCCUGAAACCGCGAAAAGUGUGCGUGGGGGGCAAGCGGAGAAAAGACGAGAUCAGCGUCGACAGCCUGGACUUUAGCAAAAAGAUCUUGCAUACAGCUUGGCAUCCUUCAGAAAAUAUUAUAGCAGUGGCGGCUACAAAUAACCUAUAUAUAUUCCAGGACAAGGUUAACUAGGAGGACAAGUUAUUAUUGCUUAAUAAUCUCACAUACUGAAUACUAGUCAAACAUGUUUUUAAA
Myotis lucifugus (little brown bat) is the source of this 1672-nucleotide messenger RNA. RefSeq names its product protein phosphatase 2 regulatory subunit Bbeta (gene PPP2R2B). Gene Ontology annotation, cellular component: cytosol; protein phosphatase type 2A complex. The coding region runs from base 254 to 1609 and encodes 451 amino acids. Gene Ontology annotation, molecular function: protein binding; protein phosphatase regulator activity. The transcript has 9 exons. NCBI's taxonomy places the organism in Eukaryota, Metazoa, Chordata, Mammalia, Chiroptera, Vespertilionidae. The record is from RefSeq and is a predicted model, not a curated record. Gene Ontology annotation, biological process: peptidyl-serine dephosphorylation.